GUUUGACCUGAAGACGCUGCCGGUGGAUUUUGUCGAGUGCCUGAUGCGGUUCCUGCCCACCGAGAACGAGGUGAAGGUGCUGCGGCUCUACGAGCGGGAGAGGAAGCCCAUCGAGAACCUGUCGGACGAGGACCGCUUCAUGAUGCAGUUCAGCAAGAUCGAGAGGCUGAUGCAGAAGAUGACCAUCAUGGCCUUCAUCGGCAACUUCGCAGAGAGCAUCCAGAUGCUGACCCCGCAACUCCACGCAAUAAUAGCCGCAUCCGUCUCGAUAAAAUCAUCCCAAAAGCUGAAGAAAAUACUGGAGAUCAUCCUGGCCCUGGGGAACUACAUGAACAGCAGCAAGCGAGGAGCCGUGUAUGGAUUUAAGCUGCAGAGUUUAGACCUGCUCCUGGAGACGAAGUCGACGGACCGAAAGCAGACCCUGCUGCACUACAUUUCCAACGUGGUCAAGGAGAAGUACCAGCACGUCUCCCUCUUCUACAACGAGCUCCACUACGUGGAGAAGGCUGCGGCAGUCUCCCUUGAAAACGUCCUCUUGGACGUGAAGGAGCUGCAGAGAGGCCUGGAUCUGACGAAGCGCGAGUACACCAUGCACGACCACAACACCAUGCUGAAGGAGUUCAUUCAGAGCAACGAGGGGAAGCUGAAGAAGCUGCAGGACGACGCCAAAAUAGCCCAGGAUGCCUUUGACGAUGCUGUGAAGUACUUUGGGGAGAAUCCCAAGACGACACCGCCCUCGGUUUUCUUCCCAGUGUUUGUCCGGUUUGUGAAGGCCUACAAGCAAGCAGAAGAAGAGAACGAGCUGAGGAAAAAGCAGGAGCAGGCCUUAAUGGAAAAACUCAUGGAGCAAGAAGCGUUGAUGGAGCAACAGGACCAAAAG
Molecule: messenger RNA, 880 nt
Organism: Mesitornis unicolor (brown roatelo)
Lineage: Eukaryota; Metazoa; Chordata; Aves; Mesitornithiformes; Mesitornithidae
Product: formin-like protein 2
Exons: 7
Biological process (GO): regulation of cell shape; cortical actin cytoskeleton organization; cell migration
Cellular component (GO): cytosol
Molecular function (GO): actin filament binding
Source: RefSeq, a predicted model, not a curated record